Molecule: messenger RNA, 3906 nt
Organism: Panonychus citri (citrus red mite)
Lineage: Eukaryota; Metazoa; Arthropoda; Arachnida; Trombidiformes; Tetranychidae
Product: serine/arginine repetitive matrix protein 1-like
Exons: 5
Coding region: 539-2575 (678 amino acids)
Biological process (GO): mRNA processing; regulation of mRNA splicing, via spliceosome
Cellular component (GO): spliceosomal complex
Molecular function (GO): RNA binding
Source: RefSeq, a predicted model, not a curated record
GCAUGAGUCUUUGAGAUCCACACAUUUUAUGUUGAUUUGAUUUCUCAGUGGACAAUUAAUUUAAUCAGUUUUAAUUAGUCUGUUUAAUUUGUGUUCUAGAUUAAAUAGAUUAACUUGCGGCCAGUCGAUCAUCAUGGUUUGAGUUGUCCAAGUUAUCAGUAUUUUCUCCUGCUUAUCAACGUUGAUUGAUUUGGGUAUUGAAAGUUUUCUUGUGUUUGGAACCUGUUGCUCUUCCCGGAUACUUUUUUUGCCUCAGCGGAUUUUGUGUGUUCUCUUUUUCUCUCCAACAUCAGCUUAGCAGCAUUUUUGUGAUAAAACAAACCUUGCAUCUCUUAUUUUUUACAUUUUGCUUUCUCUCUUUGUCUCUAUCUUGUUGCUUUUCUCCUUGGCAACUUGUUACUUUGUGAUUAUUUGUUUCUUUGAAUAUUGACUCAUAUAUAUCCAUAUAUAUAUUUACACAAACAAGCAAAUUCACAAAUAAGAUCAUUUUUGAUUUUAUUGUUUUCCACAUUUAUAUUUAACUCUCACAUAAAAGAAGAUGACGGACGCGGGCUUCUUUCGUGGUACUUCAGCUGAGCAGGACAACCGGUUCUCCGAUAAGCAGAAGAAAUUGUUAAAGCAACUUAAAUUCUCUGAAAAUCUUAAUCAAAAGGUUGAUCUUAGUAAAGUUAAUUUGGAUGCCUUAAAGCCAUGGAUUUCAAAGCGUUUGGAGGAAAUUUUAAAUAUGGAUGAUGAUGUAGUGGUUGAUUUUGUAAUUAACCAACUAACCGAAAACAAUUGUCCCGAUGGAAGGAUUUUACAAAUUAACUUAACCGGUUUUUUGAAUGGAAAAAUGGCGCGUGAGUUUAUGGGUGAACUUUGGGAUCAUCUAUUGGAAGCUCAAGCAUCGCCCGAUGGUAUUCCUCCUAAAUUAGCUGUCGCAAAAAAAUUAGAAUCCAACAAGAAAUCAACCUCACCCAGUAAAGUUGAGGAAAUUAUUAAAAAAAUAGCACCACCAGUUGCCGAUAAUAGCCCAGCUAGUCAUCGAUCUGGUCCAACUAAAUCAAGAUCACCUUCACCAUCGACAAAUAAAUCAUCUAAAAGUCCAAGAAAGGAUGAUAUUGAACCAAAUGAGUCAGUUACGCAAAGUAAGCGACAGUAUAGAACUCGGGAAGAUGGAGAAAAAAAUGGUUCUCCCGAUGUGUCUGAGAAAAUUCGAGAGACACGUAAACGUGGAACUUCAUCUGAUAGUAAUUAUUCCGAUAAAUCCCGACGCUCAGGAUCCAAGUCACCGUCACGAUCAAGGUCCCGAUCAAAGUCUAAAUCAAGAUCCAAGUCAGGUUCUCGAUCAGGUGUACAAAGUAAGAGUCGCUCUAGGUCAGGUUCUCGAUCAGCUUCUAGGACACCUGCUAGACGUCGGAGGUCACCAAGUCCUAGAAGACGUCGUCAUAGUCGGUCAGUGUCACCACGUAGAAGAAGAAGUCGCUCAUUCUCUCCUAGAAGAAGACGUAGUCCAAGGCGAUUUAGAUCACCACCGAGACGACCUUUUUACCGUAGAUCACCGAGAGGGCGUUUCUCACCUCGUCGCUGGUCACCUAGACGAAAAUAUCGUUCACCAUCUCCCAGAUCUCGUCGAUCUCGUUCCAGAGGUAGAAGAUCAAUUUCUCCUCGUCGACGAUCACCUUCACCUUACCGACGCAGAUCACCAAGCCCUCGCUCUAGACGACGAUCUCCUUCGCCAAGAAGAUCACCACCUUCUAGACAAAGAAGACCAUCUCCCUCACCUCGAAAUCGACGUCGGUCACCUUCACAUACCCAUUCAAGAUCAUCUCGAUCACAUUCUCGUUCUCCCGUUAAAUCGAGAUCAACUUCGCCAUCAGGGAAACAGCGCUCUAAAUCCCCUGUUAAGCUUAACUCAUCUUCGCCUAAAAGCCGAUCAAUUAGCCCAACAGAUAAUCGACAAACAUCCUCUGCGCGUAAACCAAGUAAUUUUGAACCACCUGUUAAAGAUAAUAUCGAUCAACAAUCAGGAAAUUCUGGAAGAUCGAGAAGAUCGGUCACCCCAGAACCCAAAAACGAUCGCGACAAAGGUGCUACUGCCUCAAAAUCUAAACUCCAAUCACCGAGUGUAAACCUGCCUUAUCAUGCCACAAGUGGAGGUGACACUAAUAGUGAGCAUGAUGAUUCAAGUCCAAAGAAACUGGCUAAGCGGAGAUCAUCUAGUGAAUCUCCUACACCAUCAAUCCGUAAAAAGCGAAAAAAUAGCUCGAGUGAAGAUGAUUCAACACCUCCGCGAAAACGAAAAGAUAGAUCAGUUUCGGUGGAACGAGAGAAAAAGAAGAAGAAAAAGAAACGUAAAGUUAGCAGUAGUGAUAAUAGUGAUGCCUCUGAUUAUGACAAGAAAAAGAAAAAGAAACACAAGAAACACCAUAAAAAACACAAGAAACACAAGAAACAUAAACGAAGUUCCCGAAAGAAAGCCUCAUCAUCUGACUCUGAAGACGAAGAAAUUAGCAGUAAAUUGAAAACUGGAGAGAUGGAGAAAAAAUUGAGAGAGAAAGCUCUUAAAUCAAUGAAAGAAAAGGAUGGAAAAUAGACAAUUAAAAGAACAAAUUAUCAAUUGAAUUAAUUAAAAAGCAAAACUGGAUCUGGAAUCUUGGAACUGCAUAAAUUUUUCAAAAGGAUCAACUAUUCAACAACAACCCAAUCAACAAAGAUUAAUAAUCAUGUGAAAAUUACAGACCCAAAAAGAGAAACUACAAAAUCAUGAAGCAAAAAAAAAGUUGGCUAAUUCAGUAGUUGAUUGUACGAUUAACUAACUUUCUACAAUUGUUAACAAUUAACUAUGGUUAACUAUCCAUCAGCAUCAAUAUCAUCAUCAUAAUCACAAUUUUUCAUCUCUUCCUCUUGUUUUUUUUUCAACAAAAAGAUUCUGCAACUUUCGGAAGCUGAUAAACCACCACAAUAAAUCCCAAUGGAGACUUAAAACAAAUGCCAGAGAAAAUGAGCAAAAUUCUGAAGAAAGGAGAGUAACACCAAAACAUUCAACAGGCAUGAUAACCAUGUUAACACCUCUGAGUGUAUAUCUGAACUUUUAAAUUGUAAGUUCAGUAAAACUGGUUAAAUUUAAUUUCUGAUUUUUCAUCAAUACAUUUAACAUAUGAGCUUUUCAAGCUUAAUCGUUUUUUGUCAACAAAAACUAAUCAUUUAAUUAAUGUAAUUUGCAUAGACCAAAACUCUUCUUGUCUCCCUUUCCCCUCUCUCCUUAUCUCCACUUUUUAGUGCGACUUAAUCCUAAUCUCUUCUUCUCCCACUUAAUCUCUCCCUCUCUAACUCUCUAUGAAUUAUCAGAUCUCUCCCUCUCUCUCUCUCUCUCUCUCUCUCUCUCUCUCUCACUUUUCUCCUAUUCUCUAUUGUAAUAACAUUAUUAUUCAACCAAGCAUUAAAUUUUAAGUCUUCAGACUCCUAAUUAAAUCACAAUUCAAUUUCCUUCUCACAACAAUCAAUAAAGAAAAGAAAACUAGAUAAAAAUGAAAGAAAUUCUAUUUACCAUCAUUUUCUCCUUCCUGUCCCCUCUUUCUCUCUUCAUAUUUUCUCCUUCGAUUGAUUGAUGACAGAAAAAAAGACAAACCAAUUUAUGGAAAGAAUAAAAAUUCUAAAUCAAGUAAACACGCGAUUAAAUAUUGACCUUUUUCGAUGAUAACUUUUAAUCGAUAAAAAGGAAAAUCGAAACUCGAACACGCAGACUUUCCAUUGAUCAGACGAUCUUCACGUGUAUUUGGUUAAUCUGAAUCAACAAUCAAUCGGUGAGAAUGAUUUAGGUUAAUAGAAUUGAUUAAAUUCUAGUUGAUCUUUACAAGAGACUCUUUUACUUGGACUACUUUUAUUCAAUCUCUAUUUUCAUGUUCCUCUUUUCACCAAAUUGAU